Messenger RNA from Ostreobium quekettii, 1794 nucleotides. The record is from the annotation of a GenBank genome assembly. NCBI's taxonomy places the organism in Eukaryota, Viridiplantae, Chlorophyta, Ulvophyceae, Bryopsidales, Ostreobiaceae.
AUGAAGAUCAUCGACAAGAUGAACGCCUCCACGCAGGAGGGGCGGACGUUCUUCUCUUUCGAGUACUUCCCUCCUCGCACAGAAGGGGGUGUGGAGAACUUGUUUGAUCGAAUGGAUCGGAUGGCGGCAUUUGGCCCCCUGUUUUGUGAUAUCACUUGGGGAGCUGGUGGUUCAACGGCCGAACUCACUCUGGAAAUUGCUACUCGAAUGCAAAACAUGGUGUGCGUGGAGACAAUGAUGCACCUGACAUGCACCAACAUGCCUGUGGAGAAGUUGAACAAUGCUCUCAAAGAGGUCAAGAAGGCAGGCAUCCAGAACAUUCUUGCCCUCAGAGGAGACCCCCCAGAAGGACAGGACACAUUCACAGCCAUUGAUGGGGGAUUUGCGUGCGCGCUUGACUUGAUCAAGCACAUACGAAAGGAGUACGGAGACUACUUUGGUAUUGGGAUUGCUGGCUAUCCCGAGGCACAUCCAGACAGCAUUGUUGACGAUGAGGAGAAAAUGAAAGAGAACUAUUGGAGGGACAUCCACUACCUCAAGCAAAAGGUCGAUGCUGGAGGCGACUUUAUCAUAUCCCAGCUGUUCUAUGAUACGGGGUUGUUCCUUCAGUUCGUGGAAGACUGCCGGUCAGUGGACAUCACUGUGCCCAUCAUUCCAGGGAUUAUGCCAAUCAUGACGUAUGGCGGUUUCAAACGCAUGACAAGCUUCUGCAAAACCAAGGUGCCACAGAAGAUCACUGACACACUCGAGUCCAUCAAGGACAACGAUGAGGCUAUCAAGAAAUAUGGAAUCAAGCUUGGCACAGAGAUGUGUCGCCUGUUGCUGGACAGUGGGGUGCCAGGUCUGCACAUGUACACCCUGAAUUUGCAGCAAAGUGCUGUGAGCAUCUUGGAGGACAUGGAAUUGGUGGACCGAAACAAUCUGCCCAGGCAUCUGCCGUGGCGGCCCCCAACUAAUGUGCAGAGGAGUGGAGAGGCUGUUCGACCUAUUUUUUGGUCAAACAGGCCAAAGAGCUACAUCAAGAGAACUGCUGAUUGGGAUGCCUUUCCCAGCGGAAGGUGGGGUGAUUCCCAGAGUCCUGCGUAUGGCACACUCAACGACUACCAGUUCAUGCGGCGACACACCAGCAGCGAGAAACGGGCACAGAAGGCCAGGGAGGCCUGGGGCGAUGUGCUGACUUGCAUUGAUGAUGUGAAGGAAGUGUUUUUGAGCUAUUGCAAGGGCGAGAUCAACAUUCUGCCCUGGAACGAGAUGGACACCAUGCAGAAAGAGUCUGCGGAGAUUGUGCCGAAACUCAAGGAGCUGAACAAAAAGGGGUAUCUGACCAUCACUUCCCAGCCCAGAGUGAAUGGCACACCCUCCACUGACAGCACCUUCGGCUGGGGAAGACCAGGGGGAUAUGUCUACCAGAAGGCUUACAUCGAGUUCUUCGUCUCGCCUGAGGGCUUCUCCAAGUUGCAGCCGCAGCUGAGCAGCGCCCCAUCUAUCAGCUACAUGGCAGUGAACUCCAAAGGAGACCUCCACAGCACACUGGAAGAUGGUGACGUGAAUGCUGUCACCUGGGGUGUAUUUCCAGGCAAAGAGAUCAUGCAGCCCACUGUGGUCGAUCCACGCAGCUUCAUUGUGUGGAAGGAUGAGGCAUUUGACUUGUGGGUGACGGAGUGGGGUGCCCUUUAUGAGGACGGAUCCCAAGGGCGCAAAGUACUGGAAUCGAUUCGGGAUGAGUGGUACCUUGUGAGCGUGGUGGACAAUGACUUCGUGCAUGGAGACAUAUUCAAGGUGUUCGGCUUCUGA